This is a messenger RNA of Pecten maximus, 681 nucleotides long. RefSeq lists its product as uncharacterized. The transcript has a single exon. NCBI's taxonomy places the organism in Eukaryota, Metazoa, Mollusca, Bivalvia, Pectinida, Pectinidae. The record is from RefSeq and is a predicted model, not a curated record. The coding region runs from base 1 to 681 and encodes 226 amino acids.
AUGAACAACAAAUAUAGUUUUCCUGCAGACCAGGCAACACUGGAGGCCAUCAAAAAGAAACACUCCAUGUUUCGAAAGGCGGCAUCAAGUAAAGACAUGGAAGUUAGAAACCAGUAUAAUAAAGCUAGAAAUAAAGUAAGGAAAUUAACCCGUAAUUCAAGGAAAGAGUAUGAAAAAAACAUUGCAUUAAAAGCCAAAACGGAUCCUAAAGCAGUUUGGAAUUAUAUCAAAUCUAAAUCAACAACAAAGUUAGAAAUCGGAGAUUUGUAUACAAAGACCAACGACAAAACCUCAACAAAAGUAUCAUCAGAUAUAGGGAAAGCGAAUAUACUCUGUAAAUUCUUCAGUAGUGUAUUUGUAAAGGAAGAAGAUGAAGUAACUCCACAACUAAACCAACGGGAAGUUAUUGAGGAAAUGACAACUCUGAAUAUUACAAGGGAGAAAGUAUUUAAACUACUGAUCAACCAAAACCCGGAAAAGUCACCUGAACUGGACGAACUCCAUCCAAUGUUUCUCAAAAAUACUGCCUCGUCAUUAUCAGGGCCUUUAACAACAAUAUUCAAUCAAUCACUAUCAACAGGAACUCUACCAGACGAUUGGAAAAAAGCCCGUGUGUGUGCUAUCCAUAAGAAAGGCGAUAGAAGUGAAGCAGGCAACUACAGACCAGUCAGUAUAACAUAG